UUAACUGGGACAUUGAGCUGCAGCAAAAUAUGCUAAAUUCCACCUUUUAUCCUGCCUUCUUUAUACUGGUUGGGAUUCCUGGUCUAGAGAAUGGACACGAGUGGAUCUCUACUUCCUUCUGUAUAUUUUAUCUCCUGGCCUUGCUGGGAAAUAUAACACUAAUUGCUGUCAUCUCCACUUCGUCUGGACUCCACAAGCCCAUGUUUAUAUUACUUUCCCUGCUGGCAGCCAAUGACACCCUACUUUGCUCAAGUUUCACCCCUAAAAUGUUGUGUAUCUAUUGGUUCAAUGCCAGACUCAUUAGCUUCGAUGCAUGUCUUCUCCAGAUGUUCUGCAUUCACUCCUUUACAAGCAUUGAAUCUGGGUUACUCUUGGCCAUGGCAUUGGACCGUUACAUUGCCAUAUGUCAGCCACUCCGGUAUGGUUCUUUAAUGACCAAUAGUUUGAUAGGGAAACUGGUCAUCGUGUUUCUGGUCAGAGCAGUGGUUCUGGUGGGUCCAUGCCUCAUUAUGAUCAAGAGAUUUCCUGCAUUCAAGACCAACAUCAUUGCACAUUCCUACUGUGAGCAUAUGGCAGUUGUGAAACUUGCCGCGGCUGACAUUAGAGUAAAUAGUGCUUGGGGAUUAAUGGUGGCCUUCACUAUUCUUGGUGUUGACUUGCUACUUAUUCUAACAUCUUACACCAUGAUUUUCCAUGCUGUCCUCAGCCUGACAUUUAAAGAGUCUCGUCUGAAAGCAUUUAACACGUGUAUACCGCAUAUCUGUGUCUUUCUCACAUUAUAUGUCCUGGCCAUCUUUUCUUUCCUAUCUCACCGGUAUGGUCACGGGAUUCUACCUUAUAUCCACAUUAUUCUCUCUGACAUGUAUCUACUGGUUCCACCCAUGCUUAAUCCAAUUGUGUAUGGACUGAAGACCAACCAGAUUCGGGAACAAUUUUGGAAAAUAUUAAAUAAACAUCAAGGAUCCUCUUUCCAUUAACAAGUGGAAAAAAAUUCUAAUGAAUGCUAAAUAAUAUAGAAUGUAAAGUGAGAGUCCAGCACAAGCUACUCCUACAACAAGAAGCUCAGGUUACAAGGAUUAUAAAGACAUUGUAUAAAGUAACUAGUGUGAUGCAGGACAGGACUGGCUGAAGGGCUGGUGGGCAUACGCCAACUGGACUGGACAGCCAUAUGGAAUUAUGUACCAUCUUCUGCAGCCUUGGAGGUUCAUAUAGGUCUAGAUGUAGCUGGAUGCAAUCACGAGACACCUGUGUCUGACAUGUGGUCCUCAUCAUUCACUGAAGUAGUAGAAGUAGUAUGAUCCUACAUGGUUCUGUAGGCAGAAAUGCAGAGUGGGUGGGACACAAUGGUUUGAAUAUCUACAGUAUACAGAUGAGACAAAAUGGAUGUGUUGUUGACUGAGAAGGGCUGGCAGGCUUGAAGAAACGUUCAUUUUCACAGCACUUAAUAAUUAGUACCAAUAGCACUUUUUUGAGUGACUCCGGAAGCCCAAUGGAGUAUUUAGGAACCACUUCUCAUAGGUAGUUCCAAAGUGUGAAGUCCCAAGUACAUGAGUAGAGUCCAAAGUCCACAGCCAAAAGGCACAGCAUU
This is a messenger RNA of Pseudophryne corroboree (corroboree frog), 1588 nucleotides long. Its product is annotated as olfactory receptor 52A1-like. Bases 30 to 977 code for a protein of 315 amino acids. Gene Ontology annotation, biological process: G protein-coupled receptor signaling pathway. The transcript has a single exon. Gene Ontology annotation, cellular component: plasma membrane. Lineage: Eukaryota; Metazoa; Chordata; Amphibia; Anura; Myobatrachidae. The record is from RefSeq and is a predicted model, not a curated record. Gene Ontology annotation, molecular function: G protein-coupled receptor activity; olfactory receptor activity.